AAUUCGGCUCUUGAAGAAGCCGUAGAGAAAUUUAUCGAUAGUUUUGUAAAUAUGUAUAUUACUCCAAGGAUACAACGCCCUUUAUGGUUGAACAUGUCGACGUUUCCACGGACGAAGCCGACUCUUGCCACCAGUUUCAUGACAGAGUUGAAUCAUCUCUUGAAUAAUUUCGAUACAGAGCCAAGCUGGGUUCCAACUGUUGCUCCCGUUCUAGGCACUGAUGAUCGAAAUAGGAAGAGUUUGUCAUAUGAUCCUCUAUGGGCUCAAUUGAGUGACCUUUAUGGAAUGAUAGCAGCAUCAGAGCCCAUAAUGUGUCGCACAAUAGUAUACGGUGCACAUGCGAACACUGUCCGACGUAUUCUCUUUGUUCUAAGCUAUUUUAUACGAUGUAAUGAAGUCUUUGAAGAUGCAGAUCUCGAUGGCUGUGACAUGGAUGAUCCAUUAAACUUGUUCGGUACCAAUAAACAAUCAAUUAAUACGACAGAGAUACUAUCGCAAAACUCUGACAAAAGUUCUCCAAUAACGUCUGAAACUUCUGGAUCACCGAGCAACAGUCGCAGAACGAGUGAAACUGGUUUUCCUUUUGGUGUAUCAAUGGACGAGUUUAUCGAUGUUCCAAUGCCCAAAUCCACUAGAAAACGCACAAUUCCCAACCCUGAUUCACCAACGGACUACCAUACGGAUGAGCUUUAUUCGAGAUCGUACGGACGAUCAUUGAUGGCUGGAUAUUGCGAAGCGUACCAGCCAGAUUUUGUGUUAAUGGGACUUCCGAAAUUAGAUUUUCAAGAUCUUUUAGAAUCGGAUUUGAGAGAAUCCGUGCAG
Molecule: messenger RNA, 822 nt
Organism: Paraglomus occultum
Lineage: Eukaryota; Fungi; Glomeromycota; Glomeromycetes; Paraglomerales; Paraglomeraceae
Source: the annotation of a GenBank genome assembly